Messenger RNA from Hyla sarda, 1623 nucleotides. Its product is annotated as tubby-related protein 1-like. The transcript is spliced from 13 exons. Gene Ontology annotation, molecular function: actin filament binding. The record is from RefSeq and is a predicted model, not a curated record. Gene Ontology annotation, biological process: protein localization to cilium. Bases 83 to 1555 code for a protein of 490 amino acids. Gene Ontology annotation, cellular component: cilium. NCBI's taxonomy places the organism in Eukaryota, Metazoa, Chordata, Amphibia, Anura, Hylidae.
GUCAGGUUCUGUUCUGUAAGUGACUGCCAGGAUAUGAGGGAGCAGGUCAUCAUGUCAUAAAAUAACCAGAACAGGAACAAAUAUGGCUAGCAACAAGACUACAAAGCAGAAACUAGAAGCAAAUGAGUCAAAGAAUCAAAGAGAAAGCAAGAAGUCAAAGGCAAAAAAAGAAGAUGUUACAGAUUGUGAGCCACAAUCUCAAGUUACAAAAAAAUUAAAAAAGAAAAAAGGCGAAAACAAUGAAGAAAAGGUGGUGAAAAAAAAAACCAAGGAGUCCACUGAGGAAAAGAAGGAGGCAACAUUGUCAAACUUCAGUGCCACUAAAGCAUCCAAACAGAAACCUGGAGCAGAAAAAGUUUCAGAGAAUGGAAAGACCACAAAGAAGCCAAAGAAGAAGUCAGAUUCUGAUACUACAGAGAAAAAACAAAAAGGAGUUAAAAGUGACCUUCCAACAAAAAGUAAUGGAGCCAAAGCCAAGCAGAAAAACACUGGAGCCAUGUUUCUAACAAAUGGUGAAAAAAAAGAAAACAGCAAAAAGAAAGCAACAGAAAGUACAGACAAAGAAUCGGACUCCAGUUCAAAGCCUAUAAAAUCAACAAAGAAAAAGGCAGCUAAUAUGUUUCAGUCUAAAAGCGAAACACCUAAGGAUGUAAAAGAGAAGAAAAAAGCAGGGUCUUCAAAAUCUGAUGAUAAAGAAGUUGAGGAAACCAUUAAGAACACAAACAAGAGGGGAAAGAAAGGAAAGAAAUCCAAAAAGAAAGAAGAACGUUCACCCUCACCUGACAUUGAAGUAGAUAAUCUCGAAGAAUUUGUGCUGCGCCCAGCACCACAAGGUGUAACUAUCAAAUGUAAGGUCACAAGGGAUAAAAAAGGAAUGGACAGGGGAUGGUAUCCAACUUAUUAUGUUCAUCUUGAUAAUGAUAAGAAGGUCUUCUUAUUAGCUGGAAGAAAACGAAAGAAGAGUAAAACCUCCAACUACUUAAUCUCAAUUGAUGCUACAGAUUUAUCCCGUGGUGGAGAGAAUUUUAUCGGAAAACUGAGGUCUAAUCUAAUGGGGACAAAAUUUACUGUAUUUGACAAUGGAGCGAAUCCUGAAAAAGCUAAUUCUGACUGGUCCAAUGUACGUCAGGAACUUGCAGCAAUUGUGUAUGAAACAAAUGUCUUGGGAUUUAAAGGUCCACGGAAGAUGACAGUGCUUAUACCAGGAAUGGAUGAAGACUGUGAAAGAGUACCAAUCCGUCCACGAAAUGAUAAUGAUGGACUACUCCAACGAUGGCAGAACAAGAACAUGGAGAAUGUGAUAGAGUUACAUAAUAAGAGCCCAGUGUGGAAUGAUGAAACACAGUCUUAUGUUUUGAACUUUCAUGGACGCGUCACACACCCUUCCAUCAAGAACUUUCAAAUUGUCCAUUCCGAUGAUGUUGAUUAUAUCAUCAUGCAAUUUGGUCGCAUAGCAGAUGAUGCAUUCACCAUGGAUUAUAAGUACCCUAUGUGUGCAGUUCAAGCAUUUGCAAUUGCUCUGUCUAGCUUUGAUGGAAAGUUGGCAUGUGAAUGAUGUACCCAAGGAUUUUCCCCUUAAUUACAUAUCUUUUCCCAUUAUGUGAAACAAAAUUUCUAAUAAAA